CUUGCAACAAGCACCUGUGGACGCCUUGCACUGAUCUCUUCGUGUGUACAUGUGCAUCGGCACCGAACAGCCAACAUCACAUCAAACAUGGCAUGAACGACCUAAGCAUGAGCAACCGACCCGCACGUACAGGAUAAAGCGAAUGCAAAUUCACGGCACUAGAUCAGGUUGGCAGACACGAGAAUCGCACCCAGUCAGUUAGGGUAAUGCACACGCAACGGACAGCCAGACAGCCAGACAGACAGAUGGACAAAUACAUACGUGAGAGAUAGAGAGAGAUAUGACAUUCAUUCAGCGUUGUUGUGGGUCGAGAGCCUUCAUGGCCCGCUUGACAUCUUCCUCGAGCACCACUCCCCAGCUCUCAGCCAGCUGCAAGCAAGGCCAAACACACAACCGGUCCAACCGCUCUCCACAACAAACCGUCCUCUUGGUUGCCGUACCUUGGUCGCUUCUGCCAUGUAUGUUUGCGUACCACCGUCCGACUGCUCACGAGCCUUGAUGGCCAGCAGCACGGUGAACACCAACACGGCCUCCCGAACUAAGUGCUUGACACGCACACACACACACACACACAUGUGAGAGAGGCCUCUCUCUCGGUUGUGAUGGCCUGCGUACAGCCGAAGACGAUGCAGUUGUCGGUUCCGUGGAGGACCUUGCUGAUCACCUUCUUGGCGGCAUCUGUCACCUUGCCCACACCUGUCACCUGAUUGACCUCCACCAAAUCACGCACCACCUGACGCAUCCACAGACGAAGCACUUGCCGUAUCUUCUGCACACAUGUCGAUGAAUCGACCCCUACGUGGAUGUCGUGCUGGUGGAGCUCGAUAGACGUGUACGGUCCAACUGUUUCUUGAGGGUACAGCGAAUGCACCUGACAGACACACCACACACAUGGACAGACGAUGGAGUGUGGUCGCUCGGUAAAGGGAAAGCUGCAUGGCUGACCACAUCGAGGGAGGUCGUGUCGACACACGUACAGUCAUGCCGGCCGAGGUCCAUGCUCGUCUGGAGGGGCUCCGACCGGUCAGGCAGUGAGGGGCUGCAGUGUGGCACACCACUGAAAGAUGCAUUGGCCCUGGUGUUCCCUUUCAGCUAUGCCGAUACCGGAAGAACUUGUUGAGCUCGGCAUACGUGCGCUGCAGACAGACACACACGGAUCAGAAGAGAACAGUCAGCACUGCGACAGACCCACCUGGCGCGCUUCUGCAGUUUUCAUCUCCUGCUCUUCCUCCUGCAAACACCAUCACCAUGGCCAGCAGCAGCACAGCACCAUGGUCCGCUCACCGACCGGCGACAUUCCAGCAUCGACCUCGGGUGGCGUCGACUCAGGCUGCACACGCACAAUGAAGGAACACACAUGCAUGAGCAGGGCGCCUCGGAUGAGCCGCGUAUUCAUCUCCUCACCUCGCUCGCAUCCUCGGGAACCUGCUCGGGCUCUGCCGGAGAUGCCUCCACCUGGUCACACAAAGCACAGACGCCGAUGGAGAGGUGGCUGCCGCACCAUUGGGCACUCACCUGUGUGUCGGGAGCGUCAUCACUGGCCCCUUCUCCUACUAGCGGGACUGCAGCAGAUGAGGAACAUGUGAUGCAGCCACCCAUGUCCACCAGUUAAGACGCACGAC
Molecule: messenger RNA, 1622 nt
Organism: Vitrella brassicaformis
Lineage: Eukaryota; Vitrellaceae
Source: the annotation of a GenBank genome assembly